Rodentolepis nana is the source of this 1287-nucleotide messenger RNA. The record is from the annotation of a GenBank genome assembly. Lineage: Eukaryota; Metazoa; Platyhelminthes; Cestoda; Cyclophyllidea; Hymenolepididae.
AUGGACUCCUUCAAUAUGGCCACAGCGCCAAUGAGCCCUAGUGACGAUGCCUGGCUCUCGGAGGCUCCUGAAGAUGUCGACGUGGCUGUAGCUGUUCGAGAUUUCGCCAAAGCUGCGCGUCUUAUUUCUCGCGCCAGGCGUCGAUUGGCUCAACUCAUUCCCUCGGACUCCAGCCAGCAGCAUCAGCAAUCGCAUGUGUCGGCAGCUGCUCUUGGACUAAUCAAACUGAGGGAGAGGGUCGAGUCGAGAGCGGCGAACCUUUCCGCUGUCUUGCAGGAGGAACUUACUAGAGCGGCGGAUCGAUACAGUGCUACCCAAUCAGUACAUUCGGCUGCAAUUCAUCUAUCGGAAUUGGGCAAGACAGUAUUGGCUCUUCAUCUCUUCCUCGCUUAUCGAUCGGGAGUCAUUGGAAGCAGUUUGGUUCGAGGAGUGCGUCAAGAGGGUAAUCAACUGGUCUAUCUCAAUCGACUCUCCUUUGUUUUCCAUCGUGGACUAGUUGAAUCAGUAGCAGAAUGGAAUCAACUUAUUGAACAGUUGAGAAAGCAACCCGACUUUGUAGGACUGGAUGAUGUUGUUACAUCAAGCAAGUUGGGAUAUCUCUUUUCUAUGGAUCGACGUUGGGUAUUGGACGAGACCAUCCGGUUUUGCAAUCAAUUGAAGAUUCUUCUCAUUGAUAGUCGAUCGAUAUCUUUCUACGCAAUGGCUUGUGCUAGCGAACGUAUCCAUGCUCAUGCAAAGAAGGCUACUGAAUUAAUUGGAGUGGAUGUAACGUCGACUUUGGACAAUUGCCUUCUCAAAUCGUGGCAAAAGGCAGUAGAGGAGCAGGGAAGGGUCUACAGAGAUGGUAUUGAACAUCGAGCUUCUAAGGAAAAUUGGCGGCCUUCGGAAAAUGCUGAUGCGAAUAUCAAGACAAUGACAGAAGCUGGUUUUCCUGAAGCUAAGCAAAGUCUAGCCGGUGGCAAAGGUGGUUUGUCGAAUUUUACAACUCAGACAACUCGUUCUUUGUCGCAUUUUGCCCAUGCCUGCGCUCGAUUUGACUGCGCUGAGCUAAGGGAAUGUUGUGCCUCAACAUUGGAAAGUAUGCUACGUGGUGAUUUGGAGGUCUAUUCUCGCGCUUUGGCCUCCGCAAAGACUCAAGAAGAGAACAAGGCAAUUUUGUCGAAUCUGCACUUCUUCACGUCCAAAGUAAUUCCGAAAAUUGCUUCAACAAUGAACUGUGUUGAAAAUCCGGCUGUGAUGGUAGUCACGAAGGACUUCAAAAAAGUUCUUCGGGGAAACCAAAACUAG